UUGACAACUGGUUGUCGUUUUGCGAAAAAGGUAAACUCCAAACAGUUUUCAUUAUAGAUGACGAAUGGUUUGUUAAAUUUUUCAUCAGAACCCCGUUCUAAGUCACAAAUAAUAAAAUGAAUCGCUUAACACGUCUGCUAAAGAGAUUAUAGAAAAAAAAAUUUUGACGCGUACCACAAUCUGGUUUGUUUACGAUGAAAAAAUUAACCGGAUCUUUCCGGAGUACCCAAUGGGACCCGUACCUGCUGGUGGCGCAAAUUAUCGCGAUACAAGCUUUGCUCUAUGCUAGUCUCGGUUUCAUUAUGAUAAUAAUGGAUUACUUAGCGGAGGCCAAUCACACAUUGGACCACAUUUUCGAGUAUCACGAAAUCCAUGUCACCGAUCUGGGCGGAAGUCUGGUCAUAGUGGCAUGGGUAAUCAACUCGCUCGUUGGUUCUGGACUGCUCUGGUUCGUUGUUCGGCGAACAAAGCUUUGUCUCGAUUUCAGUGUAACGUUUCACUUUAUCCAUUUGGUGGUUUGCUGGUGGUAUAACAGUGCCUUUCCGACCACCAUCAGCUGGUGGCUGCUGAAUGCCGUCUGUACGGCGCUGAUGUGCGUCGGCGGAGAGUUCCUCUGUCUGAAGACUGAACUUCGGGAAAUUCCUGUGGGCUAUUCGGCAUUGAACAACAAAGUUGACCUGUAGUUGGAUAAAAUCUCGUUGCUUUUGGAAAGGAAACUGCUUAUGUUUCAUGUAAUUAUUAGUAGUAGAACGCGUCUUGUUUAUUAUAUUAGGCUCCUUCACGUGUAAAUAUUAAAUUGUUUCUUUUGUUUUACAUCGAACGAUUGAUAGCAAGCGGUAUGAGAAUGCAGGGAGUAAUGAAUAAACAAAUAUACUUGUUUUUAAGUAACUUUUCAGCUUUUUAAU
Molecule: messenger RNA, 905 nt
Organism: Malaya genurostris
Lineage: Eukaryota; Metazoa; Arthropoda; Insecta; Diptera; Culicidae
Gene: Sys1
Product: protein SYS1 homolog
Exons: 2
Coding region: 195-683 (162 amino acids)
Biological process (GO): Golgi to endosome transport; Golgi to plasma membrane protein transport; protein localization to Golgi apparatus
Cellular component (GO): Golgi membrane; trans-Golgi network
Source: RefSeq, a predicted model, not a curated record